Stomoxys calcitrans (stable fly) is the source of this 1719-nucleotide messenger RNA. RefSeq names its product zinc finger protein 486. NCBI's taxonomy places the organism in Eukaryota, Metazoa, Arthropoda, Insecta, Diptera, Muscidae. The transcript has 2 exons. The record is from RefSeq and is a predicted model, not a curated record. Bases 66 to 1559 code for a protein of 497 amino acids.
ACUUCGAAUUCUUGUUUGUAAACAACACAAACAAGUGAACUGCAGUUACUAAAAAUAUUAGCAAAAUGUUAAAAUCGGAAUUUUUAAAGCCCUAUAACAAUUUCAAAUGUGCUGAAAUAUACUGUAUGUCACCUCCAGCUGUCUUCAAUGUGACCUGCAUUUUGUGUGACGAGAAACUUGACUUCGGUCAAUUUGUGGACCAUUUCCAAAGCCAGCAUCUAACGUUGGUAGAAGAGAGCAUCAGCCUUGAAGAUGUGUUGGGGUCACAAGACCAACAGUUAACCAAAGAUUCCUUGCUUACAGAUGACAUUGACAUCAAAGCAGAAAUUGAUAAUGAUCCCAUCAAACAAGAAGACUUCUCGAAUAAUUACACUUCAGCACUCACAAUUGAGAAUGGAAUAUGGAAUGAAAUUUCGUCUGAUGAGAUAGCCGAGGAGGAUGAGGACACACCCUUGCAGCAGUUAGUUAAUGAAAGUAAAAAAAGAAAAUCCAAUUUUGUAUUGCAAAAUGAGGUUGUUAAAACAUGCGGAAAGGUUCAAAGCACUUUAAAUCCCAUUGAGGAAGACCAUAAUCUGGAAGCAGAAGACACAGAUAGAAGCGAGGACAAUUAUUCAGAAGAGGACGAAUGGACGGAUAUACCAAAACGCCGUAAAAAAAGUAAUAAUAGCUCCAAAACCAACGACGAACGUCCUUUCAAAUGUUCCCUUUGCUCACGAUCAUACCUUACGAAGCAUGCUUUGCAAAAACAUAACUCUUAUUCCCAUAAUCCUAAGAAACAAGACAGUAAGACGCCCAAAACAGUACAUAAAUGCGAUAUAUGCAAUGAAGUAUUUCGUUCAGAAAUAAUAUUGAGAGCACAUAAAUUUAAACAUACUGGCAUAUUUUGUGAUAUUUGCGGGAAACCCUUUAGGCAUGUCGGCACCAUGGUGAGCCAUAAAAUACGGCAUACCGGUAUUAAGGAAUUCAAAUGUGAAGAGUGUCCCAAAGAGUUUUUUACGCUCAAAGAACUAAAAGCGCACAUGUCUUGUCAUACUGGAAUGCAAGUGGUUUGCGAAAUUUGUGGCAAAAAGUGUAGAGAUCGUGGAGUGUUGACCGCUCACAUGCGAAGACAUACCGGCGAGAGACCAGCCAAAUGUGAAGUAUGCGGCAAAAGUUUUUUCUCCGUCUACGAUUUAAAUGUCCAUGCUGUUGCCCAUACCGAUGAACGUCCAUUUCCAUGUGAUAUCUGCGGCUCUAGGUUUCAACGCAAGAAGGCUUUGCGUAUCCAUAAACGAAUACAUUCAAAAAAUAGUGGUAGUCAUCACUGCAAAAUUUGUGGUAAAUCCUUUGCCCAGUCUAGUGGAUUAAAUUCUCAUAUGCGAUCACAUGGCACUGCCAUGAACAAAUCCGAUACUAAAGAUGUUACAACAACGCUUAUGGUACCAUCCGAAUUUAUUGGAAAUCCAAUUAGCAGUGUGGAUAAUGAGGGAGUACCUGGAACAAGUUCUAACUGUCCAAUGAUUGUUAUUUCUCUUUCUAGUAUGGAACAAGAAAAGCUAUUAAACACAUAUGAUUUAUAAAGAAAAUGGGAAUAAAAUAAAGAUAUUUGUCAUAUACAUUGCUAACGUAGCUUAAUGGUAGUGAAUCAAUUCAAUAUGUAAAUUGGUAUUUUGAAUUCGAAAUAUUUGAUUCUCUAUAAAAUAUUUCCAAUACCAAAAAUAAAGUUACAUUUUUUCAAAA